AUGUACAUUCUUCCCCUUCGCGACACAGAGCACCUCUCAGCUCUUCCUCCCGCGGCGCCCACAAUAGUCCGUGUUACAGGCCAGUCCCCGCCUCGGCGGAACACGCCUACCUCAUACUCCACUCCCUCUACUCCUUCAUCCCCUUACAUCCUUGCUAUCGGCGAACUCGUCCCAAUCUCGGGGUCGUUUGCCGCAGACGGGCACUCUCUCCCGCACAUUCUGAUUGGCGGCGCCGCCUCGGACGCAGUUUCUGCAGACCUUCUCCGGCUGAUUCAGACUGAUCCGCGAUAUCAGUCUCCCGCUCACGACCUGCGGAACUGCCGCCGGCGCGAAACUUGCGAUAGUCCAGCCUCGACGGCGCCGCCCGCAACUUGCGCCAUGCCCGAAGAUCAGCCUAUGGCGCAAACAGCGACAGUGCCGGGCGCCAUCCAGGCGCAGGACAAGCAGUUACCAGGCGCUCUAUUAGAACCGGAAGAGCAUGUUGACAAGACCCCCGAAAUCGCCGAGUUGGCCUACCGGAGCGUUUCUAUGCAGGAACUGCAGACGUUGCGUUCGCUCAAAAUUGCCUACAUGUACUCGAACGGCCUUCUCGACGAGUUCUUCACUGCGACCUCCUUUACGACGUCGCCUUUGGCCUCGACCCUGCCUGCAAAUGCCGUUCAACCACCUGUUCCAGCAUUCUCGCACACACCGACGUCAAUCUCCACGCCGCCCACGUCCGCUGAGUCCGGUCUCCCCAUCCUCGCGCUCGAAAUUAAUCCGCUCGAUGGCGGACGAGACGGCGUCGUGCACCGAGUUGUUGGCUUUGACAAUGCGCCAUUGGUCGCUAAGCUCAGCCAUGCCGACCGCGUAGAGGAGGCGGAGAACGAGUUGGCCGUCUACCGGACAAUCCAGGACGCCUCUCUUGACGGCAAGCUCGUCCCACGGCUGUUUCGUGCUAUGCGGGGGUCGCAAUACUUGGACUGGACAACGAUCGUGUUUGUGAUGGAGGACGGAGGGUCCCACCUGCGGUCGUGGACGGACUUGACGGCUGACGAACGACCGCAGCUCUACAACAACUUGCAAGACCUUCACCGUCUCGGCAUUUACCACGGCUAUAUCAAGCCCAGCAACGUCCUCCGCUCAUCCGCCGGCCAGCUUCGCUUCAUUGACUUUGCCACGGCUUUCGUCCACGAGUGCGAGGGGGAUGACUGUUACGAGCUACAACGCUUCCGCGAGAUCCUGGAGCUCUAG
Molecule: messenger RNA, 1233 nt
Organism: Rhodotorula toruloides NP11
Lineage: Eukaryota; Fungi; Basidiomycota; Microbotryomycetes; Sporidiobolales; Sporidiobolaceae
Product: protein kinase
Exons: 3
Coding region: 1-1233 (410 amino acids)
Biological process (GO): protein phosphorylation
Molecular function (GO): protein kinase activity; ATP binding
Source: RefSeq, a predicted model, not a curated record